GACAGUGGGUGGGCUUUGGGUGUAUAGAGAUGCACUGAGGACUAGGAUCCUGCCCAGUGCUGGGGGCGGGGGAGAAGUUACAGUGGCAAAGCAGGAAAGGUGGAUUUACCUGUCGUUUAACACACAUACCCAAGGGCAGGAUGAAUUCCCAUGAAGAGCAGCCUCAGUCAGAUGCAGCUACUGCUGCUGCUACCCCAUCUUCCACCGAUGAUGAUGAUGGGAUGACCUGGUGGUACAAGUGGUUAUGCAGACUGGCUGGCAUCAUUGGGGGCAUCUCGUGUGCCUUUUCUGGCCUCUUUAACUGUGUGACCAUCCACCCUCUCAACAUCGCAGCUGGUGUUUGGAUGAUGUUGAAUGCCUUCGUCCUUUUCCUGUGCGAGGCCCCCUUCUGCUGCCAGUUCAUCGAGUUCGCAAACGCUGUGUCAGCAAGGGCAGACAAACUGCGCCCAUGGCAGAAAGGUGCCUUCUACUGCGGGAUGGCUAUAUUCCCAGUUAUACUGAGCCUGACUCUGACAACUUUAUUAGGCAAUGCCAUUGCCUUUGCGACGGGAGUGCUCUAUGGACUUUCAGCAUUAGGCAAAAAGGGAGACGCCAUCACGUACGCAAGGAUGCAGCAGUUUCAACGGAAGCAAACAAACGAAGAAGGGGUGACAGGAAGUGUCGAACCGCAGGCCGUGUGAUAUCGCCAUUCUUUUGAGGCCAGUCAUUCCCAUCUCGUUGAAAACCAAAGCUUGGGAAUUCACUCCAGCCUUACAAACUGGCCUUGGAACCCUGUGCUGUGAAACUCUUUCAAAACUUCUAAUUUCAAGCCGGAGAGUGCAAAAUGAAAACAUACUUUCCCCUUUGUCCCAGAACAUUUUUUUAAAAAAUCACAUUUAUGCAA
Molecule: messenger RNA, 883 nt
Organism: Lacerta agilis (Sand lizard)
Lineage: Eukaryota; Metazoa; Chordata; Lepidosauria; Squamata; Lacertidae
Gene: CACFD1
Product: calcium channel flower domain containing 1
Exons: 5
Coding region: 141-680 (179 amino acids)
Biological process (GO): vesicle-mediated transport
Cellular component (GO): membrane
Source: RefSeq, a predicted model, not a curated record